AUGGAAGUCGAAACAGCCUCAAAAGAUGACAUCUCCGCGGACAAAGGUUCCCAAUCCCCCCAGUCCUCGCAGCGCGAGAAUCCUGCUCCUCUGAGGGAAGCGAGCAGUUCAACCCACCUGGCGACCACGAGCCAAGACUUUGAGCCUGGCUUUUGGAAGCCGCUAAAACCGCGGAAAUUUGCCGACCCUGCACCGCUCGGUCUCUGUGCCUUUGCACUCACGACCUUCGUCUUAAGCCUCAUGAAUAUUCAUGUCCUCGGGGCCCACAAAAACAGUCUCGUGAUCGGGUUAGCCUUUGGCUAUGGUGGUAUCGUGCAGUUACUGGCAGGAAUGUGGGAAAUCUUCAUAGGUAACACCUUCGCCGCAACUGCUUUUUCAUCAUAUGGCGGAUUUUGGCUUGCCUAUGCUAUUAUCAAUAUGCCUGGUGGCUUUGGAAUUAGCGAGGUUUAUACCAACCAUAAUGACGGUGCUAUUGAAUUCAACCUUGCCGUCGGAUAUUUCCUAGCUGGCUGGUUCAUUUUUACCACACUCCUGCUGAUAUGCACCUAUCGAACCACCUUGGCUUUUUUUGCUCUGUUUUUGAAUAUAGAUAUUGUCUUCUUGUUAUUGACAAUUGCUCACUUCCUUUCACAUCCUGAUGGCUCGCUACCGCAUGCAUGGAUUGCCAGUAGUGGCUAUUUCGGGUUGGCCGCCGCUUUUCUAGCGUGGUACAAUGCAUUGGCUGCAAUCGUAGAUGAUAGCUGCUCUUCUUGCGUAGUUCCCGUGUAUCGAUUUCCAUGGGCCGAUAGAUGUCGUAGACAAAGUGCCACCGCAAUCGAGGUGGGAACUAGUAGCAUUUCAUGA
Blumeria graminis f. sp. triticale is the source of this 843-nucleotide messenger RNA. NCBI's taxonomy places the organism in Eukaryota, Fungi, Ascomycota, Leotiomycetes, Helotiales, Erysiphaceae. The record is from the annotation of a GenBank genome assembly.